AUGGAGAUCCAGUCGUCUGGCCGUCCCAUCGAGGGGCUGAUGGAGAAGGUGCUGUCCGUGAACAUCCUGUCCUCGGACUACUUCAAGGAGCUCUUCAAGUACAAGACCUACCACGAGGUGGUCGACGAGAUCUACAACCAGGUGGACCACGUCGAGCCCUGGAUGACCGGCAACUGCCGCGGGCCCUCCUCCGCCUUCUGCCUCCUCUACAAGUUCUUCACCAUGAAGCUCACCGUCAACCAGAUGCACGGGCUGCUCAAGCACCAGGACUCCCCCUACAUCAGAGCUAUUGGAUUCCUCUACCUGCGAUAUGUUGCAGAACCGAAGACGCUGUGGACUUGGUACGAACCCUAUAUCAAGGAUGACGAGGAGUUUGCCCCUGGAUCAAAUGGUAAAUUGACUACAAUGGGCGUUUAUGUGCGUGAUCUCCUCCUUGGUCAGUAUUAUUUCGACAGUCUUCUUCCACGAGUGCCUCUCCCAAUUCUCCGACAGGUCACUAGCCAUCUUGAGAAGCUGAAGCUUCCAACAAAGCAGUCAGGAAUGACUGGGGAUUCCAAUAGGCUUGAAUCAAAUGAUACUGCCAGAAGGCCUCCUUCCGUAAAGGCUUCUUUGUCUGUCUCUUUUGGUCAGCGUGCUCCACACCGUGCAUCCACAAGGGAUUCUUCCCCAGUCCGAAGAACAUUACCUUCCAAACAGGACAAGGAAAGAAGUUAUGAUGGUGACCAUGCAAAAUCGCCACCAAGGAAGCGCAGAAGUCAGAGCUCUGAGUGCCAUCAUGACUCUGAGAGGGACCGUUCAGAUCGUGAUCGUGGCAGGUACAAGGAUAGGGAGCAUGAUCGUUAUGCUCGUGAUCACAGAGACCGGGAUCAUCAUCGGCAGAGUUAUUCAGAUAGGGAUGACGAAAGGCGAGGCCGCGAAAAGAGGGACAGGGCUUCUGACCGCAAUAGACAUUCAAGCUCCCGCAGGAGCAGGAGCAGGAGUCCAGGCCGUGGCAGAACUGACGGUGACAAGCAUCGCUCCAGCCCAUUUGGUAGGGCACCAGAAUCAUCCAACCUGGCAAAGCUAAAGGAUUUAUACGGUGAUGCAACAAGCACAAAGAAUGAUGCUGGCGAUGAUAGAGCUCACAGGGAUUCUGGAACGGAAGAGGCUAGGAGCAGAGAGGAUAGUAGAGCAGAGCGUGGUCCCCUGAAAGAAAAAGAUGGUGUACUAUUUUUACCAUCUCUGACUGGAGAGCCUUGA
Messenger RNA from Miscanthus lutarioriparius, 1239 nucleotides. Lineage: Eukaryota; Viridiplantae; Streptophyta; Magnoliopsida; Poales; Poaceae. The record is from the annotation of a GenBank genome assembly.